ACGCGCGCCCACUAUAAAGGGCCUGACAUUUCCUUUCUUCUCAACCACUCACGAUUCAGCCAUCAGCCAAGUAGGCAACCAUCGACAAGACUAAUUCUUCUAUCAUCAGCACAUCAUCUAGCCAAAGAUGAGGAAUCCCCUGACGCUGCUAGCGCUCCUGCCCCUCGCCGUCCUCCUCGUGUUGGCACCAGGUGAGGCGUGGGAAAGCUGUGCAUCGACAAUCAUCGCACCGCUGGGCACCGCGUGCGAUCGCGCGGGUUGUCAGGCUGAGGCCCGCAGACACUUCGACCUGACGGACUGCCACUCCGGCAACGUGACCAGUUGCAGCUGGACCGGCGAGUGCAUCACCAACGGGUGCAACUACACCUUCUGCAUGACGUUCCCGCCGGCCGCUGCACCCGUAUUGAUACCAGAAUUAGAUGAGAGUGCUGGUCAUUGACUAGCUUAGUUAUGACCGGCAUGUCAAUGUAUCUGAUUGAAAUAAUAAGGACGAUCCUAUGGCGAUGCAGUGGAAACUUGCAUACUGUAUCCAAUCUAUACUAAUAAAUGUCAAUGAUUUAGUAGCAAGAUUUUACAUGGUGGUGUUGAU
Messenger RNA from Lolium rigidum, 589 nucleotides. RefSeq lists its product as uncharacterized. NCBI's taxonomy places the organism in Eukaryota, Viridiplantae, Streptophyta, Magnoliopsida, Poales, Poaceae. Bases 128 to 439 code for a protein of 103 amino acids. The record is from RefSeq and is a predicted model, not a curated record. The transcript is spliced from 2 exons.